UUCAUGAACCAUAUUAUAUUUUUACUAAGAAUAUUUCAGUUUACCCUAAAAACUCCACAAGGAAACAUCAAACUUUCCAUUUUGUUUUACUUUUACAAAAUACAACCAAAAUGUUUGAAUCUUUCGAUUGGAAUGCGGGACUCGAUUUAAAGAAGUAUCGUGAUGUAAAGCAACGCGUUUCUAGAAAAAUCGGCGACUUAGAGCGCAAAGGAAUUCAGUGGGGUCGUCGCAUUGGCAUUGAAGACGGCAAGGAUGAUGCUUUCUUUCGGUUUAUGAGGGAGAACGCCUGAGCUCAUCUACUAAAUUCGAAUUAUGUGUAUACGGAAUACAUAAUUUCAGUUAAUUUAAGUCCAGAACAAGAAAAUACUCGUUUAAUAAACAAAAUGAAUUGCCUUUUGAA
Messenger RNA from Drosophila ficusphila, 400 nucleotides. RefSeq lists its product as uncharacterized. Lineage: Eukaryota; Metazoa; Arthropoda; Insecta; Diptera; Drosophilidae. The record is from RefSeq and is a predicted model, not a curated record. The transcript has 2 exons. The coding region runs from base 111 to 290 and encodes 59 amino acids.